UGACAGCCAGUCGGCUGGUUUACGUUGUCCGGUCGAGUUGCAAACGUCGUCUGCUGUACCUUGUUCCGCCCCUCUAAAAGUUGUAGAAAAGUCACCCGUGUCCUUUGUGGCGUGCCGUUCGCGAAUUUACUUAAUUGGUAGAACUGGUGCCUUACGGGAACAAUGAGACGCGGAAUGAAGGUGCGUCCGUGCCGCACUGCAGCCAUUUCCAGGCGUGUACGGCAGCCGCAGUAUUGAAUAUAAUGCUACCCGACUCGAGUUUCUUUGUGUGUAAGUACCGCAGGAUGGAAGCGGUCGAGCACUCCUGGUUGGUACGAUGAGAACUUCGACGCCGCAGCAUCCUCCUCUAGACGUCGAACCAAAGCAAAGUCGCAUCCGGACGCAGUACGCACACGCCGCAGUGGGGUACCGAGCGGGCAAAACACUCGUUAGUAACCUACGCAUGAAUCUCGACGUAGGCACGAAAUCCGUUUAGCGCGCGUCCCGUCGUACUAGCUCCGCGAGCUACGGGUAAUCCUUGCCAGGGCAUCUUGCCCAACGUCCCGUGCAGCAAAUAAACAAGCCGUACAGCACAGCUCGUGUCGUCGUCAGGCGGCGUCGCUCGCGGCCGCCGCCAUCCGCAUCGUCGAGCAUGGGCGGUCGGCCGUGCGGAGUUCUAGUGACUGUUCUACUGCUUCCCUGGGUUCGUGCGGACUUGACGCAGGAUGUGGACGAGUACUACACGGCUGUGAUCAAUCUGACGUACGUACACCCGACCACGGGUCAGCUUGUCUCCGAGCGCGAAGAACUGGGCCGCUACUACAGCGCGGGCAAGCUGGGCUCCGUGAGCGGUGUAGUGGUGCACGUGACGAGCGGGAACUUCACGGCGCACGACGCCUGCUCGCCGCUGGACGCGGCCUCCAUCCCGCAGGAGCCCUGGAUCGCGCUCAUACAGCACGGCAACUGCGUCGAGUCGGUCAAGAUGCGCCACGCGGCCAACACCAACGCGUCCGGAGCCGUGCUCUACAGCGGAGCGACGGGACCAGGCGCCAGCGGCCGACUGCUCAAGAUGCGCCACAAAGUGUCCCAGUUGAUCUCGGUGCUGAUUGGCCGGGAGAAGGGGCAGCAAAUAGCAGGCCUGGUGGACAAUGGCACACGUGUGGUGAUGCAGAUGUCAGUGGGCAGUCACCGACCCUUCCCCUACCCGAGCAUCAACCGUACCUCGGUGCUGUUUGUCUCAGUCUCCUUCAUCAUCCUCAUGAUCAUCUCUCUCGCCUGGCUUGUCUUCUACUAUGUACAGCGCUUUCGGUACAUCCAUGCCAAGGACUUACUCGCGAGGCGGCUAUGCAGCGCUGCACAGAAGGCGCUGGAUCGUAUUCCAGUGCAGACACUGCGGCCAGGCGAGCAAGAGUCCGAGUGCUGUGCCGUCUGCAUCGAGCCUCUGCGGCCCGGAGAAUUGGUGCGCUUGCUGCCAUGCCGUCACUCGUUUCACAAGCCAUGUGUCGACCCGUGGCUACUAGAGCAGCGCUCGUGCCCCAUGUGCAAGAUGGACAUCCUCAAGCAUUACGGACUUGUGUAUGCAGCUGGAAGCCAAGAGAGUGUGCUAGAAGACGAUCCAGAAGCUCGUUAAAAUAUACCCGGUGCACUUCCUUCUCUCUUCACUGUGUGUUACUGCGUGUGUGUCUGUUCGCCUCACCAAUAAACCUCACCUUCAUCACCCAUA
This is a messenger RNA of Rhipicephalus sanguineus (brown dog tick), 1702 nucleotides long. RefSeq names its product RING finger protein 150 (gene gol). The record is from RefSeq and is a predicted model, not a curated record. Bases 632 to 1609 code for a protein of 325 amino acids. Lineage: Eukaryota; Metazoa; Arthropoda; Arachnida; Ixodida; Ixodidae. The transcript has 4 exons.